This is a messenger RNA of Petromyzon marinus (sea lamprey), 3362 nucleotides long. The record is from RefSeq and is a predicted model, not a curated record. NCBI's taxonomy places the organism in Eukaryota, Metazoa, Chordata, Hyperoartia, Petromyzontiformes, Petromyzontidae.
CCCAAAAUUCCCUCUGGGCAACUUGGGCCCCGGUGCAGUUGCACCGCCUACAUCACUUAAUAACGACGUCACUCGGUGUGGCAGUGUCAAGGUGACGGCAAUUCCAUCCGGCGGGUAUGCCUCUCCUAAGUCCGUUUAUUUAUCUCCGUGGUGGUGAUGAUGCAGUUAACAUGUUUGGUAUUCGUGCCAGUCUGAUAGCGCAAGGCAAUCACAGUGGCACUGUGGUUUUACCAGAUUAGGCAUUUUGCGAGUGAUUUUGGCAAAUUUGGACCGCGACGCCGGCAGGCAAUGCCCUGCACAAAUCCCCACUGUAUUUGCAGUUAAUCCACCUGCAGUAGUGACCGGGGCAGCCUACAGGAUUCGAACCGCCUUGUCUCUGGGUUUUUCAAUCAACGCGUUGCACUUGUGUCUUAUCCAGGGCAGGGUCUCUCUGAGGUGACCGAAAACAGAACGUUCCGCGUUGCGUAAUAACGUUAGUCAGUUCCAUGAACUACCUCGUGUGAGACACGCCGUGUAAAUAUAGGAACGGCUAAUUGCAUCGAAGUGCCAUUGUGAACACAUCUCUGCUCAUUAUGUAGCACACAAAUUGCGCGAUUACAUUUCACGAAGAGUUAAUGUUCUUUGGACAACAGAGGGUUUUAAUUUAGUUUCAUUAUUAUCUUAGUUCGUUUGCAAAGUGCAUUUCGGCCGAGCAGCGGUAGAGAAAGCCUUUGCAAUUUCUAUAUUGAUGUGAAGCAAUAAAUAAUAAUAAAAAUACACGUUAGAUAAUGUAUUAAUCCAGUGACAUCCCUGCAGAGUCCCUCGCUCGUGCCGCUUUGUAAGCUCACUCACGCCCCCCCCACUUCCUCAUACAAUUCUGGCUGCCAGCCAGGCCCCUGUGGGGCUUGGAAGUCUCGUCACAGUGGAAGGUUCCCGGUGUUUGUUUGUCACGGAUAAGAGGAGUUCUGCCGCUCUAUAAUGAAUACGGUGCAAUCGCGUAAAAUCGACGCAAUUACCUCCUACGAGCAACUCGCUACUGACACUUUCGUUCGCGCGCUGCUGCCUCUCGAAAGGUUCCCUCCCCGGCGUCUUCAUCGACAUUUAUUCCCUCGUUUGCUCAUUCCCUCGUUCGAGCGUUCACUCAUUCCCUGAUUCGCUCGUUCACUCAUUACCCCAUUCACUCAUCCGCCUGUUCACUCAUUCGCCCGUUCACUCAUUCCCUGAUUCGCUCGUUCACUCAUUCCCUCGUUCACUCAUUCCCCCGUUCACUCAUUCGCCCGUUCACUCAUUCGCCCGUUCACUCAUUCCCUGAUUCGCUCGUUCACUCAUUCCCUCGUUCACUCAUCCCCCUGUUCACUCAUUCGCCCGUUCACUCAUUCCCUGAUUCGCUCGUUCACUCAUUCCUUUGUUCACUCAUUCGCCCGUUCACUCAUUCGCCCAUUCACUCCUUCCCUGAUUCGCUCAUUCGCUCGUUCGCGCAUCGCCUCGGCAGACGAACGCGGGACUCGCCGAGCCUCCGCGCGAGCAGCGGGCGCCCGGCGCGGCCGCGCGGCCCCCGGCAGGCGGCAUGGAGGGCGUGCGCGCGUGGGACGCGGUGGGCCUGGCCUUCUCGGCGCUGCUGAACGCCGCCGCGCUGCUGGGCAACCUGGCGCUGCUCGUGGUGCUGCUGCGCGCACCGCCCCUACGCAAGUUCAUCUUCGUGCUGCACCUGUGCGUGGUGGACCUGCUCUCCGCCACCGUGCUAAUGCCCAUGGCGAUCGCGUCGAGCCGGCCCGUGUCGCUCGCGCUCGGCGGGCCGCCCGUCGGCGAGGGGGACGUCUUCUGCAAGGCGCACGUCUUCCUCAACGUGUGCCUCAUCAGCGCCUCCAUCCUCUCCGUGUCGGCCAUCUCGGUGGAGCGCUACUACUACAUCGUGCACCCGAUGCGCUACGAGGGCCGCGUGGGCGCCGGCCUGGCCGUCUCCGUGCUCGCGUUCAUCUGGGUCGAGUCCGGCCUCGCCUCCGUGGUGCCGCUCCUGGGCUGGCGCGCGACCCCCGACGCGGCGGCGGCGGCGGCGGCGGCGCCGCCGUGGCCCCUCAAUGGCACCGCGGCCGCGCCGGCGGCGCGCUGCUCGCUCUACUGGAGCGACGGCGAGUACAAGAACGUGUUCGUGGUGGUGUUCAGCGUCUUCUGCUUCGUGGUGCCGGGCCUCAUCGUCACCGUGGUCUACUGCAGCGUGUUCAAGGUGGCGCGUAUCGCGGCGCUGCAGCAGGGCCCGCUGCCCUCGUGGACCAACGGCGCGCGCCAGCGCUCCGUGUCGCUCAACAGCCAGACGACCAUCGUGAGCGACGUGGCGGGCAACGCGGGGUCGGCGAGCGGCGGCGGCGGCGGCGGCGGCGGCGGCGGCCCGCCCGCCAGGAUCUCGCCCGAGCGGGCCUUCGGCGGUGGCAAGGCGGCCGUCACGCUGAUGAUCCUCGUGGGGCAGUUCGUCGUGUGCUGGCUGCCGCACUUCGCCUACCACCUGCACGCGGCGACGAGCGGGCGGCGGGGCGACACCGAGUCGGCGGAGACGCUGGUCACGUGGCUCGCCUACUCCUCCUUCUCCAUCAACCCGUUCUUCUACGGGUGGCUCAACCGGCAGAUCCGCGAGGAGCUCAAGAAGCUGGCGCGGUGCCGCUGCUCCGGCCCCUGGCCGAGGGACGAGCCGCCGGGACCGUCCAGCCACGGCUCGGUGGAGGAGAACUUCUUCCAGUUCCUGCAGCGCACCGGCUGCCCCGUGGUGGUCGCAGGGGGGCCCGAGCCGCCCGUCGCGUUCGCCACGUCCACGCCCAAGCGGGCCUUGGACCACAUCUCCGCCCUCGGGUUCCGCAUCCCCGGGCAGAUCCCCGAGGAGUCGUCCGAAUACAACGAGCACAUGUUCUCCAACUCCGCGCGGGACCCGUAGCCGCGGCGGUGCCGCCGCCGCCGCCACCGCCUCACGGCCUUGGCGACGUCGGCGCUUCACCGGCGACGUUUUUUGCCAAAAGCCGCGUGAAAAUGGGGACAUCUGCCAACGUGUCAGCUGGGACUUUAGCCUGCACCGGCAGUGCCCAAUAACCGUGCUUUAUUUAUUUAUUUUGCCCUCCCCCCCCCCUCCACUCUCCCCCAGUUGCAUUUUUAAUUAACUUGUGGUUAGCCAUUGGUGUUUUUUUUUACGUGGUUGUGUAGAAAGAAUGUGGUACAAAAUAUAAAAUUGCCAAUCAAUCAAACGGUGGCAUUUAUUGAGAGCGACGCGAGAAUCCCAGUUUACCGCUCGGUAAAAUGGAGGGAACAUUUUUUUUUUUACAGAGUUUACCGGCCUUAAAAGGCGUAAAAACGUUGUAAAACGGUGCUUGAUUUGACUUUUAAUCUGUCACGGGGUGGGG